Molecule: messenger RNA, 1478 nt
Organism: Paramuricea clavata
Lineage: Eukaryota; Metazoa; Cnidaria; Anthozoa; Malacalcyonacea; Plexauridae
Source: the annotation of a GenBank genome assembly
AGUCAGUUGACAGAGAAUUAGUGGAAAAAAUUGGAGCACUUAAUUUGUCAAAAGCGGCAUGUAUAGAGGGCUUAUCCUUAUUGUAUAAAGAUGUUGAAGUGCUACUAGCUAAUGAUGCACCCAAAGAGGAGCUGAACUGUUAUCUAGAGAAAAUAAGUGUUUCAUUUGGUUAUUUUCAAACUGUUCACUUGGAUUAUUGCCAAGGUUUGGAAUCUAAGCCAGAAUUACUUACAGAGGCCCUAUAUUUGUACAACAAGCAGUUGCGAAAGAAACUUGAUAUAGUCAGCAAGCUACAUAAUACCAUGAGAGGGGAAGCGGAAAGAGAAAUGUUCGAUGUAAGACCCGAGGACUCGGUGAGCAGAGCCGGAUCACGGCGAAGUAGCAGGUCGUCUCUGGGCUCAGUACCAAGUUCCGCCUCGAGUUCCGAGAUUAGAAGAAUUAGAGCUAAGCAAGCAGUAGCUCGGUUAAAAAUGAAACAGUUAAAGCAACGGCAAGAAUUGCUCAAGCAAGAAGAAAAGAUAAAAAUGAAUCGAGAAAUGUUGGAUAUUCGGAAUGAAAUUGAACAAGCCGACUUAGAGGCCCAAAUUAUUGACAAUGACGAGUGUGCAGAUGCCUGCAAUGUGCAACCACCAGCAGGUAAGCUUGAUCCCAAUCCCAAGGAAUGUGUACAAAGGGACACCGAAGGACCCCUUUGUACAAGCAUUGUCAGACCAACACAAAGCACCGAAAACAACAUGAUGGAAACUCACAGCAGUAUCAACUUAGGUAGAACUGAAGAACAAAUACCCCCCAUUGGCCCAUGUUAUCACCUGACACUAUCGUUAACAACGAGUCGAGCCCCAGGUUAAAGGUGAAAAACGACCACAAUGAUUUACAGCAGCUGGCUAUGACGAUCAGGCAAAGGUUUUGUUCUUCCGAAGCCGGAUUUACUAAAGUUCGAUGGGAAUCCCUUGAAUUAUUGGGGAUUCAUUAGAUCCUUUGAGAACACGGUAGAGCGUAACACCUUCAAUGAAAACGAGAAGCUGAUGUAUCUACUCCAAUACUGCACAGGAGAAGCAAAUAAAGUUAUUCGUAGUUGUGCUAUGAUGAAUCCAGCUGAAGGUUAUAAAGCUGUCCGCAAGCUGUUGAAAGAAAGAUUUGGUCACCCCUAUAAGAUUGCCAUGUCUUGUAUUCGUAAUGUAAUAAAUGGGGUUCAAAUUAAAGCUUCAGAUAGUGCCGGUCUACUAGCCUUUGCAGAUCAGUUGAUGGAGUGUGAAGCCACCUUGGACGCGAUAGGUUAUCUUGACGAAGUCAACAGCUCCGACAACCUAGGGCGAGUCGUUGAACGCUUGCCUUACCAUUUAAAGGCAAAGUGGCUGGAAAGGGCACAAGACUUGUUGGAGGCGGGAAAAAGACCAAGGCUUAACCACAUCUCAGAAUUUGUCAUGGCAAGAGCAAAGAGUGCGAAUAACCCUAUUUUCGCAGCAGUAUCAACUUAG